Molecule: messenger RNA, 3597 nt
Organism: Spinacia oleracea (spinach)
Lineage: Eukaryota; Viridiplantae; Streptophyta; Magnoliopsida; Caryophyllales; Amaranthaceae
Exons: 1
Coding region: 1-3597 (1198 amino acids)
Biological process (GO): DNA integration
Molecular function (GO): RNA-DNA hybrid ribonuclease activity; nucleic acid binding
Source: RefSeq, a predicted model, not a curated record
AUGAUGAUGCAAGAAAAAAAAGACGACGCAAAGGAAAGUGAUGACGCAAGAAGUGUGGUUCCCUCCCGCAUGAAACGUACUCAAGACAUAGACAUCACCGAACAACAACCUCUUAAAGCAUGGGUUCGUACUGUGGUGUUUACCAAUCAGGAGAAGUCAUUUGAUAAUUUUGCGGAGGACGACCGAGAGUUUGUUUCCUCUAAUCAUGUGACAGCGCAAGAAGUCUCAAAUUCUGAUGAAGAAAUAGAGACCGAGGUGGCUCCCAAAAUACUUGAAGAUGGGGGGCAGACGACUGUGGACGAACUAAAAGAGUUAAACCUUGGAACUCUUGAAGAACCACGUCCUGUGUAUGUUAGCUCUCUUCUCACUCAAGAGGAAGAACAUGAGUAUGCUGAAUUACUCUCAGAGUUUAAAGACGUCUUUGCUUGGAGCUAUAAAGAAAUGCCUGGUCUCGACCCGAGAAUUGCUGUCCAUCGCUUGGCGAUAAAAAAGGGUGUUAGUCCAAAGAAACAAUCUCAAAGACGUUUUAGACCGGAGUUGAUCCCUGAAAUUGAAUCCGAGGUAAACAAACUUAUUGGUGCAGACUUUAUUCGUGAAGUCAAAUACCCCACAUGGAUAGCAAAUGUAGUCCCCGUGAGAAAGAAAAAUGGACAAUUACGGGUUUGUGUGGACUUUCGUGACUUGAACGAAGCAUGCCCGAAAGACGAUUUCCCGCUACCAGUCACGGAAAUAAUGAUAGAUGCUACGACUGGUCAUGAAGCAUUGUCUUUCAUGGACUGUACAGCCGGAUACAAUCAAAUCUGCAUGGCUCCCGAAGAUCAAGAAGCGACAGCGUUCCGCACACCGAAAGGGAUAUUUUGCUAUAAAGUCAUGCCCUUUGGAUUGAAGAACGCAGGAGCCACGUAUCAACGUGCGAUGCAGAAAAUUUUUGAAGACAUGAUGCACAAGAUAGUGGAAUGCUACGUUGAUGACUUAGUAGUCAAGUCCAAAAAGAGGGAGAGUCAUUUGUCUGAUCUCCGCAAAGUCUUUGAAAGAUUACGAAAAUGUCAACUAAAAAUGAAUCCCCUUAAAUGCGCAUUCGGUGUCACAUCUGGAAAAUUUCUAGGUUUCAUUGUCAGGCAUAGGGGUAUCGAAAUUGAUCAGACAAAGAUUAAGGCAAUCCAAGAAAUGCCCGAACCUCGAAACCUUAAAGAACUUCGUGGUCUUCAGGGGCGUUUGGCAUACAUUCGAAGGUUCAUCUCCAACCUUGCUGGGAGAUGUCACCCAUUCAACCAUCUCAUGAAAAAAGAUACUUCGUUCGACUGGGAUGACUCGUGUCGAAAGGCAUUCGAAAGCAUAAAAAAGUAUUUGUCUUCUCCACCAGUGUUGGGGGCACCAGUCAAAGGAAAACCUCUUAUCCUUUACAUUGCUGCACAAGAGCGGUCGUUGGGGGCAAUGUGCGCUCAAGAAAUAGAGGAUCGCAAAGAGACGGCUCUUUACUACCUGAGUCGGACUUUGGUGGGUGCUGAAUUGAACUACUCACCCAUUGAAAAAAUUUGUCUUGCUUUGGUUUUUGCCAUCCAAAAGUUAAAGCAUUACAUGCAGGCUCAUACAGUCCAUGUCAUCUCAAAAGCUGACCCAAUCAAGUAUAUCCUUUCAAGACCAGUUCUCUCAGGACGACUUGCUAAAUGGGUUGUACUCAUAAAACAAUAUGACAUUGUGUACGUGCCGCAAAAAUCGGUCAAAGGUCAAGCAAUAGCAGAUUUCUUUGCAGAUCAUCCAGUGCCACCUGAAUGGGAGCUUUCUGUUGAUUUGCCUGGGGAGGAUGUGUUCUAUAUUGACGUACUCCCACCUUGGGAAAUGUAUUUUGACGGGGCUGCUCGUCAAGAUGGCGCGGGAGCUGGGGUUGUCUUUUUGUCUCCAGAAAAGCAUGUUCUGACUUACUCGUUUGUGUUAACUCAGUUAUGCUCAAAUAAUAUGGCCGAAUACCAAGCCCUCAUUCUAGGCCUCCAAAUGGCUGUGGGACUAGGAUUAAAGGACUUGGAUAUUUACGGAGACUCACAGCUAGUGAUUAGCCAACUCUUAGGAGAAUAUGAAGUCAAGAAAGAGGAUUUAAUUCCUCAUCACAGACAUGCAACAAAAUUGCUUGAGAAGCUUGACACUGUUAAGUUAAAUCAUGUCCCAAGGAGUGCCAACAAAAUGGCUGACGCACUUGCAGGGCUUGCAGCCACUUUGGCACUGGGGGCAGAAGAAACCAUGUCAGUACCGGUUUGUAACCGUUGGGUCGUUGCGUCAGACAUAGACGAAAUUGAAGAUGAGGAAUAUGAGGAAGUCGACAUGAUCACUGUUCAUCAAGUUGACCAAGAAGAUUGGCGUCAACCAAUUGUUGACUAUCUAAGUCAUCAAAAAUUGCCUAGUGACCCAAGGAAUAGAAUGGAGAUUCGUCGUCGAGCCCCUCGAUUUAUACUUUUUAAUGGAACUUUGUUUCGACGAUCUUUCAACCACUCAUGGUCGAGAUGCAUCGGAGACGAGGAAACAAUGAAAGCCAUGGAAGAGGCUCACGCUGGAAUUUGUGGUGCACAUCAAUCAGGUCCUAAAUUGUAUGAUUGCCUUAAAACAAUGGGCUAUUAUUGGCCAACAAUGGUGCAAGAUAGCAUGGACUACGCGAAGAAAUGUGAAGCUUGUCAGUUUCAUGCUAAUUUCAUCCACCAGCCUCCAGAACCAUUGCACCCUACGGUCUCAUCUUGGCCUUUUGAAGCAUGGGGACUUGACGUGGUUGGUCCAAUUACACCAAAGUCGUCUGCGGGUCAAGCAUAUAUCUUAGCAGCAACUGAUUAUUUCUCUAAGUGGGCGGAGGCCAUUCCUCUUCGCGAGGUCAAGAAAGAAAAUGUCGUCGACUUCAUUCGUACCCACAUCAUUUACAGGUACGGUAUACCUCGACGGAUCAUCACUGACAAUGGGAAGCCAUUCUUCAACACAUUGAUGACAAGUCUUUGUGAGAAGUUUAAAUUCACGCAGCAUAAAUCGUCCAUGUACAACGCUCCUGCAAAUGGCCUAGCGGAAGCCUUCAAUAAAAAACUUUGUAAAUUGUUGAGCAAAGUUGUUUCAAAAUCAAAACGCGACUGGCAUGAAAGGAUAGGGGAAGCUCUUUGGGCUUACAGGACGUCAUACAAAACAGCAACACAAUCAACCCCAUACGCUUUGGUGUAUGGUGUCGAAUCUAUUUUGCCUUUGGAACUUCAAAUUCCAUCAUUGCGAGUAGCUAUUCAAGAAGGGUUGACUAAUGAUGAUAAUGACAAACUUCGUCUAGCAGAGUUAGAGGCACUUGACGAGAAAAGACUGCAGGCACAACAGAAAUCGGAAUGCUAUCAGGCUCGUCUGUCACGCGCAUUCAACAAGAAAGUUCGACCUCGCUCUUUUCAAGUGGGGGACAUAGUUCUAGCAGUGAGACGACCUAUCAUUACUUCACGUAAGACUGGAAGUAAAUUCACUUCAAAAUGGGAUGGUCCAUAUGUUGUGCAAGAGGUAUACACUAAUGGGGCUUACAAAAUCGUUGACGCAGAAGGACUACGCGUGGGGCCUAUCAACGGCAAGUUUCUAAAGCGGUACUACUCAUGA